Molecule: messenger RNA, 1089 nt
Organism: Mesitornis unicolor (brown roatelo)
Lineage: Eukaryota; Metazoa; Chordata; Aves; Mesitornithiformes; Mesitornithidae
Gene: LEMD2
Product: LEM domain containing 2
Exons: 9
Biological process (GO): nuclear envelope organization; negative regulation of BMP signaling pathway
Cellular component (GO): nuclear inner membrane
Molecular function (GO): chromatin DNA binding
Source: RefSeq, a predicted model, not a curated record
CCCCGAAGCAGCAGACGGAUGGAAAGAGCAAAGGCCUCGAGUAUUACCUCUCCCAGUUCCUUUGCCUCGCCAGCUUCGUGCUGCUGCUGAUUUUUCUGGGCAUCCUCAUGGCGAAGAUGGUUGGGUCAGGCUGGCUUGACAGGACAGAGGAGAACUUUAAUCUCUUGCCCGUGGAUUGUGACAAAGGAACGGAUGGUUUCUGUCAAGCUAAGCAGAAGGACGUGAUAAUGAACGUGCUGCACGAGCUGUAUAACUACUUGUCCGUACAAGCUGGUAAUUUUGAAUGCGGAAACCCUGAGAAUCUAAAAAGCAAAUGCAUUUGGGUUAGUGAAGCGAAGGAUCACGUGGUGAAUAUAACUGGUAGCUCCCCGCAGAAGUUUGAAGCUGCCCUGCACUGGAUACUAAACAGUAACAAGGAUUUAGGAAUAUGGUUGAAAGGCAGAGACCUUUCGGCACCAGUUACCAAGGUGGAGGAGGUGUUCUGCCUCGAAUCAGCCCAUCCGCAGAUGGGGCUCGGCUGCCGUUUCCGCCGGGCAGUGGUCACUGCCAUCAUGAACCUCUUCCUGUUUUUCUGGAGUCUGAUAACUCUUUGGGGGAUCCUGAUCUUCCUUCGGUACCGCUGGCGGAAGAUGGAGGAAGAGGAACAAGCCAUGUAUGAAAUGGUGAAGAAGAUCAUAGCUGUUGUCCAGGACCACUAUAAGGAAUGGGAAAGGAAUGUGGAGCGUUACCCCUAUGUUGGCAUUUUCCACGUUCGGGACAGCCUCAUCCCUCCUCAAAGCAGAAAAAAAAUGAAGCGCAUCUGGGAGAGAGCUGUGGACUUUCUGGCUUCAAAUGAGUCCCGGAUUCAGACAGAGUCGCACAGAAUAGCAGGAGAAGAUAUGCUAGUGUGGAGAUGGACUCAGCCUUCCUACGUCUCGGAUACAGAGCACUGAAGAGGAGCACAAGUGGAAUGAGUUGAUACGGACCUCUGCGAGGGGACAGUCCCUUCUCUGGUGGUGGGAAAGAGCAGGUCCCGGUCCUGACCUCCCAGGGUUGGGGGGUUGCAUGUAUCUGUUUGCUCUUCUUUCUGAAAAUCUUCACACAUUACAA